AAUUAUAGGGACCUGAUUCCUAAUUGAUGCAAAUUACAAGGGCCCGUGAAAUAAUUUUCCCUUUCCUAAAUCCAGACUUCUGUGAGUUCCCUUUCAUGGCCAAGCUAACGGAGACUCGUCGCCCAAUUUAUUUGUGAAGCAGUGAAGCUGAGUUUGCCGCCUUAUUUGAAUGCAUUUGUCUGUAUUAUAGACAGCCACUGUUUUUUCCCGCAAAGUGACAAUCUUGCUGAGUACUCUUCCCCUGAGAAAUUGAAAAUAGAAUGAGUUUCGAUGCCUCUCGCUCUGCAAAUUCAAAGCGAAGUUUCAGUAAUUCAGCGUCUUCUAAUCGUUCUAAUGAUAGCACCAAAACGAAGAAGAAGAAUGCUAACCAGAAAACCCUAGGCGUAGCUUGGGGCUCAAACUCUCUCUCUUCCUCUCGCUCUUCCUUUCGAAAAUCGGCUUUCUCCGAUUUCGGCAGUUAUAUGGUAGAGAAGAAUCGGAAACUACAUCACCAGUUUGACAACGACGCCUCGGCAUCUUCUCUUGGUGGCUCUAGUUCUGCAAAGCCUAUGUUUAGUGGAGUUUCGAUCUUUGUGGAUGGUUUCACGAUUCCUUCAAGCCAGGAAUUGCGAGGCUACAUGUUAACACAUGGUGGAAGAUUUGAAAAUUAUUUCUCAAGACAUCAUGUAACCCAUAUUGUCUGCAGCAAUCUUUCCCACAGUAAAGCUAAGAACUUGAGAGCCUUCAGUGCUGGGCUGCCUGUUGUGAAACCCUCUUGGAUAUUGGAUUCGAUAGCUGCUGGCAGACUCCUGAGCUGGGUUCCUUACCAACUUGAUCAGCUUGCUGCUAGUAAUCAACCAAAACUUUCAGCCUUCUUCUCACCCAAAAGUAGCAAAAGGUUGGAGGAUGCUUUUACUAAUGCCCUUUGUCGUGUGGAAGGUGAUAUUGAAGAUUCAUCAGUGUCAGUUAGCCAAUCAAAGGAUACAUACUCAACCGGAGUUGAUAACAUGGCUGGAUCUGGAAAGCAAAUGAGCGUUGAACCUGAUGAUAGUGCCCCUGAGAACACUAAUGCAACUACCUGUGAAGAACUAAGUAGUGCUGAUAAUUGUUUUGAAGUGGAACUUGAACCUGUUAUUAAAGAUGACAGAGAUGUGCACAGUGAACUCAAACCUAGUCAUCAAGGACCUGCUACAUCAGCUAGUAGCCACUGCUGCUUAGAUGACCAGAAUUCAAAAGGAUGUCCAAAUUCUACAGCCACUGGACCUUCUAAACAGUGUCAUUCAACUCUUGUAGACCCAAAUUUUGUGGAAAAUUAUUUCAAGAGCUCCCGGCUGCACUUCAUAGGAACUUGGAGAAAUCGAUACCGAAAGCGUUUUCCCAUAUGUUCUAGGUUUAAUACAGAAAGUUCUGAUGUUAGUGCACCUGUUAUUUCAGGGAGGAAAGUCAUCAUCCAUGUUGACAUGGACUGCUUUUUUGUCUCUGUAGUUAUUAGGAACCAUCCUGAACUUCUGGAUAAGCCUGUAGCUGUAUGUCACUCAAAUAAUUCAAAAGGGACGGCUGAGAUUUCAUCUGCAAACUACCCAGCUCGCAGUUAUGGUAUUAGGGCUGGUAUGUUUGUUCGAGAUGCAAAGGCACUUUGUCCUGAUCUUGUAAUUUUUCCUUACAACUUUGAAGCUUAUGAGGAGGUGGCUGAUCAAUUUUAUAGUAUAUUGCACCAGGGCUGCAGCAAAGUUCAGGCUGUAAGCUGCGAUGAGGCAUUUUUGGAGUUCACAGUUGCAGAGGGUGAAGAUCCUGAACUUUUAGCUUCAUCAAUCAGAGAAGAGAUCUUUGAGACCACUAGAUGUACUGCAAGUGCUGGUAUAGCUGGAAACAUGCUUAUGGCUCGUAUUGCCACUAAAACUGCGAAACCAAAUGGUCAAUAUUACAUAACUCCUGGGAUGGUUGAUGACCAUCUGUGUCAACUUCCGAUUAGUGUACUUCCUGGAAUAGGGUAUGUUUUACAGGAGAAGCUGAAGAAGCAGAAUGUUCACACUUGUGGAGAAUUGCGUAUUAUUUCCAAGGACUCCCUGCAGAAGGACUUUGGAAUGAAAACUGGAGAAAUGCUAUGGAAUUACAGCAGAGGAAUUGAUAAUAGACUGGUUGGGUUCAUUCAGGAAAGUAAGUCUAUUGGUGCUGAAGUAAAUUGGGGCGUGAGAUUCAAUGAUAUGAAAGAUUGCGAAAGCUUCCUCAUAAACCUUUGUAAGGAAGUUGCAUUGCGAUUGCAUGGUUGUGCAGUGCAAGGGCGAGCAUUCACCCUCAAGAUCAAAAAGAGAAGAAAAGAUGCCGAAGAACCUGCAAAGUAUAUGGGCUGUGGAGACUGUGAAAAUAUGAGUCACUCUGUGAAGAUUCCACUUGCUACUGAUUGUGUGGAUGAAAUCCAAAGAAUAGCAAAGAGGCUUUUUGGACUUUUCCACAUAGAUAUCAAGGAUAUUCGAGGUGUUGGUUUGCAAGUUUCCAGACUUGAAGCUGUUGAUGCUUCUAAACAAGGUUCAGAAAAGAAUUUUUUAAAGUCCUGGCUUGCUUCAGGCUCCACAAGUACGAGACAAAAGAGUUCUCCUUUAGUUCAUGACAAUCAGAAUUUGGGUCACAAUUCAGGUCAAGCAUCUGGAGAUUCAGAUGGUCUUUCGCUCAAAUAUAGUAAAAUGGUAAAUGAUCAAGCUAGUUCUGAUCGGAUUUCAACUCCACCUCCUCUAUGUCACCUGGAUGUGGAAGUUAUCAAAAAUCUUCCGCCAGAAGUCUUCUCAGAGUUAAAUGAAAUUUAUGGUGGAAAAUUAGUUGAUUUUCUUGUAAAAGGGAAAGGAAAAAGUGAAAGUACUAGCACUUUUCGAAACUUGUAUAUGGAGAAACAAGAAGCUAUGAACAAGGAACAAGAACUUCCCUUUUUGGAGUCGAAUCCUCAAAGCAAGAUGCCAAUAGAAGAAAAGGCAAGGCAGCAUGAAGCCAAGGGAAUUGUAGGUUCAGGUUCAGAAGCUGGAGCCCAUGGCAAGGUUCCUGACAAUUCAACUUUUGAAAAAGAUGAUCUAAUGCCUUCUUCAUUGAGUCAAGUGGAUGCUUCAGUGUUGAGACAACUGCCUGAAGAUUUGAGAAGUGACAUCCUUGAGCAGCUUCCUAAGCACAGGAGUCUAGCUUUUUGUUCCAAAGCUGUCUUGACUCCUCAUAAAGAAAACCAUCUGGAGUCAUCAAUCAAUACUUCUGAGCAUUAUCCAAGAUCCAGUGAUACUGUUUCAAAUGAGGAUGACAAUCUUUGGGUUGGGAAUCCUCCUCAUUGGGUUCACAAGUUUAAAGCUAGCAAUUGCUUAAUAUUAAAAAAACUUGCUGAAUUAUAUGAAAAACCAGGGGUCAAUAACUCUUUAUCUUUUGUUUUUCACCAAAGUAUGUCUGAAUUUAGGCAGCUAGAUCCUGCUUUCCAGGGUUCUGAUGAAGCUAUCAACAUCAUGUGUGAGCUCCUGAAGCAGUAUAUCAUAGUAAAGAUAGAACAGGAUAUUGAAGAGAUUUAUAUUUGUUUCAGGCUUCUUAGAAGGUUUGCAGCAAAGUCACAAUUUUUCCUACACGUGUAUGAAAUAGUUUUGCCAUACCUCCAGGCAGCUGUUGAUGAUCAUUAUGGAGGGAGCUUGCUUAUACCAACAUAGUAAUACUGGAAUAUCUUAAUAUGGGAAACUUUCCUAUCAUAUUCUCCAGUUUAAAUGUGUGAGGUCACAAGCAAGUGUUGCCAUCCAACAUUUACAUCCUGCAGAAUGUGCUUAACUCUGCAAUGUCUGCAGGAUAUGUUCUUAUUUCAUCAGAUUUCUAUUCAAGGUCAAUAUAGGUGUUCUCUUAUUGAAAAUAAUCUUAUUUGAGGACUUGCAUUUCACCAUGACGAGGUUCGUUUGGAUGGAGUUAGACUUGCAAAAGGCAGAAGAUGAAUUAAUUUUCUUACUGGUAAUCAUACUGGGAAGGUUUUCCCAGUCAAAUGAAGAUGGGGAACCUGACCCAGCAACUCUAUUCUCCUCAAGACGAGCUGAUUCAAUUUUGUUUGGAUUGGUCCUAGCCGAUCUAUUGGUCAUCAUCGGGAAGAUGUGUAUAGUGUUAAGAAAAUCAUUAGGUAAUUGACUUUUGAAUUUGGAGCAACAGUUGAAUAAGCCUAGUCACUACUACUGAUUCAGACCGAGCCUAAGUCUUCCCAGAUUGCUCACUAUGGCAGUAUGGCUUUGGACCACUUGGACAUACAAUGAUAGCAAGCAAAACGAAGCAGCAUUUAAUUACAUCAUUUAUUUAGAAUGCCAACAGUGGACUGGUUCAAAGUUCAUUUGCCAGAUCCCAGUCCUUUUCGAACACUGGUUUGUCCAAGCACGCGUUAUGGUGCUUUGAAUCAACACUACAUUACGUGACGGGACUGCCUCAACAAAGGUCUUGAAUAAAUGUUCUUUCAAUUAUUUCAAUUCGCUUAGAGUUGGAGGGAGCUGAAUUCAGUAAUUCAAAUUUAUUUAUUUGGAAAGAUCUUUGUAAUGUAUACUUUUGGUACUUUUAUAUUUCCUUUUAUUCCCAGUCCAAAUAAAAUAUUUUAUGAUA
Prosopis cineraria is the source of this 4566-nucleotide messenger RNA. Its product is annotated as DNA repair protein REV1. The record is from RefSeq and is a predicted model, not a curated record. Gene Ontology annotation, molecular function: DNA-directed DNA polymerase activity; damaged DNA binding; deoxycytidyl transferase activity. Gene Ontology annotation, cellular component: nucleus. Lineage: Eukaryota; Viridiplantae; Streptophyta; Magnoliopsida; Fabales; Fabaceae. Gene Ontology annotation, biological process: error-prone translesion synthesis; error-free translesion synthesis.